AAACAAAGGUGCAUUCUACAAAGUAAAACGAAACCAAACAAGGAACAAGUGAGUCCUCCUGUUUUGGUCUCUUCGAUUUCUUCUUCCACAACAGUGACUCACUCUUCGAAUGCAUCAUUUUCAUUUUCACAUUCAUAUUUCCCAUUCAAAUCCCUAAUUCACUUCAAACCCAUCCAUUUCCCAAUCCCAAUGGAGGAUUCCGAGGGAGUCCUCAGCUUCGAUUUUGAGGGCGGCCUCGACGCCCCUCCCGCCUCCACCGUCGUCGCCGCCUCCGCCGCUGGACCCCUCGUCCAACACGACUCCUCCGCCGCAGCUUCUGCUGUUGCUAACGGAGGCGCAGCAGCUCCCUCCCCUGCUGACCCCGCCGCCGGCAACGUCCCCGGACGGCGGAGCUUCCGGCAGACGGUGUGCCGUCACUGGCUUCGCAGCCUCUGCAUGAAAGGCGACGCGUGCGGGUUCUUGCACCAGUACGACAAAGCGCGGAUGCCGGUGUGCCGGUUUUUCAGACUCUAUGGAGAGUGCCGAGAACAGGAUUGCGUGUAUAAGCACACUAAUGAAGAUAUCAAGGAGUGUAACAUGUACAAGUUGGGAUUUUGUCCUAAUGGGCCUGAUUGUCGAUAUAGGCAUGCAAAAUCUCCUGGACCUCCACCUCCUGUUGAAGAGGUCCUUCAAAAGAUCCAACAUUUAUAUUCUUACAAUUAUAACGCCUCUAAUAAAUUUUUCCAACAAAGGGGUGCUAGCUAUACUCAACAAGUUGAAAAAUCCCAGCUUCCUCAAGGAAUUAAUUCUACUAACCAAGCUGUGGCUGGGAAAACAUUACCAGCAGAGUCAGGAAAUGCCCAGCAGCAGCAACAAGUUCAACAGUCUCAGCAGCAGGUCAGCCAGAACCAAGUGCAAAGUGUUGCUAAUGGCCAGCCUAAUCAAGCCAAUAGAACUGCAACCCCUUUACCUCAAGGAAUAUCUAGGUAUUUUAUUGUUAAAAGUUGCAAUCGGGAAAAUUUGGAGUUAUCUGUACAACAAGGAGUAUGGGCAACUCAAAGGAGCAAUGAAUCCAAACUAAAUGAAGCAUUUGACUCUGUGGAAAAUGUGAUACUAAUUUUCUCAGUCAACCGAACUCGACAUUUCCAGGGAUGUGCAAAGAUGACAUCCAGAAUUGGUGGUUCUGUUACUGGUGGGAACUGGAAAUAUGCUCAUGGAACUGCACAUUAUGGGCGGAAUUUCUCUGUUAAGUGGUUGAAGUUAUGUGAACUGUCAUUCCACAAAACUCGCCAUUUAAGGAAUCCAUACAAUGAGAACUUGCCAGUGAAGAUAAGCAGAGAUUGUCAGGAGCUGGAGCCAUCCAUUGGAGAGCAGCUGGCAUCCUUGCUAUAUCUUGAGCCGGAUAGUGAGCUUAUGGCUAUCUCAGUUGCAGCAGAGUCUAAACGGGAAGAAGAGAAAGCAAAAGGAGUGAAUCCAGAUAAUGGAGCGGAAAAUCCAGACAUUGUCCCAUUUGAAGACAAUGAAGAAGAGGAAGAGGAGGAAAGUGAUGAAGAGGAGGAGAGUUUUGGUCAUGGUGUAGGGCCAGCGGGUCAAGGCAGAGGUAGGGGCAGAGGUAUGAUGUGGCCGCCUCAUAUGCCCCUUGGGCGUGGAGCUAGACCCAUCCCUGGAAUGCAAGGUUUUAACCCCGUAAUGAUGGGUGAUGGGUUAUCCUAUGGACCUGUUGCACCUGAUGGUUUUGGUAUGCCAGAUCUUUUCGGUGUGGGUCCCCGAGCUUUUGCUCCGUAUGGUCCUAGGUUCUCUGGUGAUUUUGCAGGGCCCCCAGCAGCCAUGAUGUUUCGUGGGCGACCCUCUCAACCUGGGAUGUUUCCAGGAGGUGGGUUUGGGAUGAUGAUGAAUCCUGGACGUGCUCCCUUUAUGGGGGGGAUGGGGGUUGCUGGUGCAAAUCCACCAAGAGCUGGUAGGCCAGUUAAUAUGCCUCCAAUGUUUCCACCACCUCCACCUCUACCUCAGAAUGCAAACCGCGUUGCCAAACGAGAUCAAAGAACUAAUGAUCGGAAUGAUAGGUAUGGUCCAGGAUCAGAGCAAGGUAAGAGUCAAGACAUGCUCAGUCAAAGUGGUGGACCUGAUGAUGACAUGCAGUAUCAGCAAGGAUACAAAGCAAACCAGGAUGAUCAGUAUCCUGCUGUGAACAACUUCAGGAAUGACGAUAGUGAAAGUGAGGAUGAAGCGCCCAGACGGUCAAGACAUGGGGAGGGGAAAAAGAAAAGGCGAGGCGUAGAAGAUGUUAACACAAGCUCUAAUCAUUAGCUCAUGCUUUCACCAAGCACUGCAUAUUGAUGAUCCACUAACCAGGAUAUGCUAGUUUUCAAUGCUUCUAUUUUUGUCAGAUUGUUUUGUAUGAGUUUUUUUUUUCCCUUCUGAGACCUGAGGACUGGGUUGCUGCAGAAAAGAAUUAUACCUCUGUUCGUUGGUCAUAAUUUUCACAUAAGGUUCAUUGGAUAUAUAAUUUAAUGUAUCAGGAUUAAGAUGGUAACUAGUAGGCUCGAUGAAUGUACACCGACGUAUUUGUAAAGGGAUCGUGACAUUCGACUUCUCUCAGUGAAAAAUGUGGGAUGAUUUAUACCUUACAAAGCAUUUAGUUUAUGGCACAGGUUCAGGCCCAUUUGUGUC
Molecule: messenger RNA, 2649 nt
Organism: Abrus precatorius (Indian licorice)
Lineage: Eukaryota; Viridiplantae; Streptophyta; Magnoliopsida; Fabales; Fabaceae
Product: 30-kDa cleavage and polyadenylation specificity factor 30
Exons: 7
Coding region: 190-2286 (698 amino acids)
Biological process (GO): mRNA splicing, via spliceosome; regulation of mRNA splicing, via spliceosome
Cellular component (GO): nucleoplasm
Molecular function (GO): mRNA binding; metal ion binding; N6-methyladenosine-containing RNA reader activity
Source: RefSeq, a predicted model, not a curated record